This is a messenger RNA of Ixodes scapularis (black-legged tick), 4766 nucleotides long. RefSeq names its product E3 ubiquitin ligase Rnf157 (gene Mrgn1). Gene Ontology annotation, cellular component: cytoplasm. Gene Ontology annotation, biological process: protein ubiquitination. The record is from RefSeq and is a predicted model, not a curated record. Gene Ontology annotation, molecular function: ubiquitin protein ligase activity. The transcript is spliced from 15 exons. Bases 133 to 2424 code for a protein of 763 amino acids. Lineage: Eukaryota; Metazoa; Arthropoda; Arachnida; Ixodida; Ixodidae.
GAGACGUGCUGAGGCCAAUUCCUCCGCGCGCCGGAUGUAGUUCCGUCGUCGGUGCCGUGCUUCGUCGUGCCUCGAUGUAUCCGUGUCGGGAACGUCAAACAAAGGGGAAAAAUACUCGAUUCUUUCUAAAACAUGGGUGGUUUAUGGAGUCGACAGAACGCCAGGGUCGAGGAGGUGGACUACGUCGCCAACAACGCCUACAGGUACCCACCGAAAACCGGGAACUACUUUGCGAGCCAUUUCAUCAUGGGAGGGGAGCGUUUCGAUGGCAACCAGCCGGAAGCCUACCUCUUUGGCGAGAACACUGACCUCAACUUCCUGGGAGGCAAGCCGACUCCCUUCCCCUACCCGGCACCCCAGGCCAACGAGCCCACCCGGCCGUUGAGGAGCCUGGUGAACAUCCGCAAGGAGUCGCUGCGGUUCAUCAAAAUUCAGGAUGCCCCCAAGCCAGAAGAAGAACUGGCUCCCGAGACCACGCCCCCGUGCCGGUACAACAUAGAAUUCACUUUUGAUUCGGACGUUCGGUGCGCCAUCACCAUUCACUACUUCUGCACCGAGGACAUCACCGCCAACGGGAUCGUGUACGCGCCUCGCAAUCCCGAGAUGAGUUCGGAGACGUACCACUACAAGCGGGGAGCCAACCAGCAGUUCUCUCAGGCAUCCCACAUAUUCGACCCCAGCCUGCACUCCGAAGAAGAGCUCUGCUAUCACUUUGAAGACGAGACGCUACCCGUGGUGAUUCACUGCCUUGCUGAAGAAGGUGAAGAGCCACGGCAGUCCCACGUCCUGGUUGCCGUGGUGGAGAAGAACGCGGACGGCACGUACACGCUGAAGCCGCUGAAGCAGAAGCUGUUUGUGGAUGGGCUAUGCUACCUCCUGCAGGAGAUCUACGGCAUCGAGAACAAGAAUGUCGCCCAAGCCAAACCCCCCAACGGGGACGAGGAGACGGAAGACAGCGGGGCAGAGUGCGUGAUCUGCAUGUGCGAGAGCCGGGACACGCUGAUCCUGCCCUGCCGCCACCUGUGCCUGUGCUCCUGCUGCGCCGACUCGCUGCGCUACCAGGCCAACAACUGCCCCAUCUGCAGGGCCCCCUUCAGGGCCCUGCUCCAGGUGCGGGCCGUACGCAGGGGCACGCCGGGGGGUGCCCUGGCUGUGCCCCACCCGGGUGGCGCGGCGGCAGUGGCGGCAGCAGCGCCCGCAGGGGACGCCCAGAGUUGUCAGGACGUUCCCCCCGGCUACGAAGUGGUUCCGCUCGUGGAAGCUCUGAAUGGACCUGUCGUGGGGUCACCACCGCUGCCUCCCUUACACCUGACGGUUGGCUUACCGCCCGAAGCCACCAGCCCUGACGGCGCUGUCCCAAAACCGCGCAGGAGCGGAAGACGACGCUCGGGUAGCACGUCGUCGUUGCAGACGGACAGUGGAUCGGCGAUGGCUCCUCCGGAAGUGGUGGUGGCGGCUGUGGUGUCCUCGGACCCGGAGAAGGGACGAGUCACCUCUCCGGUUGGAUCCGAAGGUCGCUGGAGCCGCCGCGGAUCUUCGCGGGCCGCACCCGAGCAGGUCCGCCUGCUUGCGGGGGUCGGCGAGGGUUCGGCCAGCGUACGCCGGAAGAGGGGAGGACAUACCUGGCCCUGUGUGUCGAGGUUUCGGUGCAUGCUUAAGAGCCCUCAGGGACGGGACGCGGAGGCAGCAGAGACGCGCUCGCUCCUCGAAGGCAGCGCAGAGUCGAGGGGGACGUCCCACCGGACCCUGCCGGCUUCCGGAGCGCAAGGCAGCGUGUCUGCUUCAACACCCCACUCGCUGCACCUGUGCCAAGCGAGGCCAGAGCGGGAGAACAAGGCCACAGACACAUCCCCGGGAGCAGACGACUCCGACUACUACACUCCCGAGGACCCCGCCACCGGCGUCGUGGCAGCACCCACGUCCGUCGGCGGCCACUUCCUGGUUGACCAGGGCACCGACACCAGCCUGGACACACCGCAGACCGAAGCACCGCCGUCGCCGGGCCGCAAAGUGGUGCAGGCCAUCUCGCCGACCGCCCUGGCGGCGGCACCGCCUCCCGCAAGCGGCACGAGGGACUCCCCGGACGCCAUGGCGCUGCGCCGGAGGCGGGUGUUCGAAGACCGCUGCUCGCCCGUCUGCGAGGAGGACCAGCGGCCCAUCGAACUGGUUGAGGUCAAGGUCGCGUCGCCCACGUCGGUGACGGGAUCGGCGUUUGAGGCCAGGACGCAAGCAACAUCUCCCGCCAGGGGCACCGCAGUGGUUGGCCAUGCAGAGACCAGCGUUUCGCUUCCGGGCACCCCAGCGAGCAACGCCAGCAAUCGUAGCAGCGGCGACAGCUGCAGCAGUGGUUCCAGCACGCGUCUGCUUCUGUCUGGCGGACAUCGGCAAGGGCCAAACAAGACGACGGGGGCGCCAGAAUGCUAACCCAGUCCAGCGAUUCUUCUGGCUCCUCUCUGCCUCGUAUGCCGAAGUGACUAGACCCAGACAGCCAUUUCAUUGGCUGUCAAGCUCAGCGUGUCGUCCGCUGAGACAAUUCCCGGAACAUGACCUACGCCAACUCCCGGGACCGUGACCUGGCGUGUCGUCUGCUGAAGUGGUUGCCAGGAUAUCAUACACACCAGCUAUCGUUAUCGUGGCUCGGCAUGUCUUGUCGCCUGCUGGAGUGGUUACUGGGAUGUCAUACACACCGGCUUUCAGGAUCAUAACUCAGCAUGUCAUCUGCUGAAGUAACCGCUGGAAUGUCAUUUACGCCAGCUUCCAGAACCAUGACUCAGCAUGUCUGCAGCUGAAGUGAUUGCUGGGAUGUCAUACCCACUGGCCUUGAGGAUCAUGACUCAGCAUGUCAUCUGCUGAAGCGGUCGCUGGAAUGUCAUGUACACCAACUUUCAGGACCGCGGCUCGGGGUGUCUUGUCAUCUGCCGGUCUCCUGGCCUAAACGAUGAGAUAAGCGGACAGUUUGGUGCAUCACCUGCCAGGUUGAUGCCUGCCACUCUGACGACUCAGUUCGUUCUUAGCUGAUGACUUUGUCCAUCAUCUGCUUGGCUGGUGACUACAGAGCUUUUGCUGGCAUCCCAGCUGGUAAUGGGGCUGUUUGCCAAGCUGGUCAUUCAGUUCCAGAAAAUCACCGUCUUCACCACUUUGCCAUGUCUUCUGGUAACGGGCUGUCUUGUCCCUAAAUGACUCGACGUGUCGUGAGAGAACUUGGCACCAUCCUUCCUGGAUGACACCACAUGUUCCUGAUAAUAUCUUCAUCUCUUCUGCUCGCUUUCACCCCGGGUGAUGGUGUGACGAGACAUCAGUGAAGCCGCUUUGCUUAGGAAGUGAUGUCAAUGACACGCGACCACAAGUCAAGACAUUGGCUGAUGGCUCUUCAGCUGGACUUCAUGAAGGCUCCUGAUGACCCAACAGUACAUGGACACAAAGAACUUCUUAGCUGUAAUGGAAGGUCACUUUGCAGAUCUUUGGAGGACACUCUUAGCUUGCCCAUUCAAUGAGCGUGCAGCUUUACGAGCUGUGGGACAACUUCACAGUGCCAUGGGAUGACAUUUGUGAAGGUGUGCUUCGGGCAGGAAGUGCUUCGACUGUUUCUUGCCUUGGAAAGGUGGGAGAGGAAAAGAAACAUUACUAAUUUAAGGGGAGGGUGUACUACUUGCCAGUCACAUAAGUUCUAUUCAACAGCGCGAAUAAUCAAGACUACAAAAUGAGUAGGUAUACAGGGUGUCAGAAAAAAAAUUUACAGGGUUUUUUCACCUUUAAAAUAAACUAGGCAUCGCCGAACGCUCAUUCUCCGUUCAAAGGUAGCGCUGGAGGUCACAACCAGAUGCCAAAGUUUCAGCCCAGCCCGAUAUCUUAAUCAAAAGUUAUAAGUGAUUUUCUGAAAAUUUCAAUGGGAAAAUGGAGCCCAUUUUUGCCCGUUUUCGGUUUCUGGUGCCAUAGAGCCUCAUGUAUUUGAAAACUCCGUCGGCGGCUAUUUUUUCAUUGAAAUUUUCUGAAAGUCGCUUAUAACUUUUGAUUAAGAUAUUGGAUUGGGCUGAAACUUUGGCAUCUGGUUGUGACCUCUAGUGCUACCUUUGGGCGGAGAAUGAGCUUUCGGUGAUGCCCAGUUUAUUUUUGCGGUUAAAAAAACCUUGUAAAUUUUUUUGGAACACCCUGUAGUUUGGUUAAGAACAAUUUCAUCAGGAGCUCCUGGUAAUGUCAUCAUCUCUCUUGAUCUCGCAUAGUGAAGUAACUAAACAAGAGACAACUUUGCCUGCGCCGUGCAGAUAUUUUACAAGAUGCUCGCGCAAUAAAUUGGCACUGGCUUUGUCGUUCAACCAUUGUCAGCUGGUCAUGGUACCAGGCAAUACCUGCUAUGCACCAGCUUUGCCACUAAAUAUCUAUAUGGUCAAACUCGAGCCGUGCCUCCGACCUUUUAAUUAACCCGUCUCAAUUUAGUGUACAGUCGUGGGGUGGACUGAAGUGCGAUUGGUGGUGAGAAAUGGGGGAUGUGCUGCAAUCAUUGGCUAGUACUCCACCCUAAGAAAUGUGUGCAGUGUUGCAGAAGGCUUCAGCGGUUAGGAUGCAACUUUGGAGAAGUGCUCUCCUCAAGCAAGUGCUCGUGUAAAUUGAGCAUUUCUCGGGACUGUAUGCUUGUGUGCUUGUGCCUCCAACAGCGCUGUGUGUGUGCGGUACGUUUGGAAAACGGUCGGAGGAUGCUUGCGUGCCUGGUGUAAAGUUCCAGAGUUCUUCGAGAAUGUGUUCAUAAAGUUGACGGUUGAGAAUUUUUA